Ascochyta rabiei is the source of this 183-nucleotide messenger RNA. RefSeq lists its product as uncharacterized. Bases 1 to 183 code for a protein of 60 amino acids. NCBI's taxonomy places the organism in Eukaryota, Fungi, Ascomycota, Dothideomycetes, Pleosporales, Didymellaceae. The transcript is spliced from 2 exons. Gene Ontology annotation, cellular component: mitochondrial outer membrane translocase complex. The record is from RefSeq and is a predicted model, not a curated record. Gene Ontology annotation, biological process: protein import into mitochondrial matrix.
AUGCCCCCUAAGCAGCUCAACGGAAAGGGCGGCCGCCCCAGCGCCGAGCCUAGCUUUGCGCGCAAUACCAUCCAAGGUCUCACGAGCCCAGAGAACAGGAGCGUUGUCACAGCGAUUGGCUUGUUCGCUAUUGGUGUCACCUUCCUGCACAGCAGCUGGGCUGAGAUCCUCCUCCCCGCGUAA